GCCCAGCCUUGUGUAAGCACUCGAUGUUUCAGUAGAAACAUCGCAAGAAACGUCCUAUUCUCAUGUCAUUCACGCAGAUGAUAUCUACAGAUGCAGUUUCUGUGACUACGUACGAAGUAGCGACAGCCACAAUUGCUGCUCGACAAGAACGUGUCCUUACGCAGACAAUACGUUUGUCAACGGCGACAUUUGUUUCACUCUUCACGCUCGGAGUUGACUCCGACGACGAUACUGUCGGACCACCUACAGACACCAUGCCGGCCCCCAACUACGACAACUCGCUAUCGAGCGCCGAAAUUGGUGGCAUCCUAGGAGGCAUCGUAGCAGUCGUCGCCAUAGCGCUGGUGAUCUGCUUCUGUAUGACGUACAAUCGUCAGCAACGCCGCCGCCGUCGCCCUCCUCAUGAAUACUAUUAUGACGAUACGACAGAAAGUUCCGAUACCCAUACGACGGUGCCAAGGCGCCAACGUUAUGUACCUCCUCCGCCCCCCCGAAGGCCAACUCGGCAGUCUCGUGCCCAAAGAUCACAACCUUCCAUGCCGGCACCACCGGCACCUACAUUUAAGAUCAACCGGGGCCCAGCCUGGGAUCCCAAAUAUUCGGGUCCCAGAAGAACAACGAGAUGAGCGAGGCAUUUCUUUUUCACAACUUUGUUCAGAGUCUUUUUGAGCGAAAUCGCGAUUUUCUUUUGGCUUGGCGGAGAUGACUGCAGCCUUGCAACUUGGUGAAGUCAAAGAGUCGCAUAUCAUCCGAGCUCAGAUUGACACCACUAGCAACCAGCAGGGAUCAUGAGUGUUGUCUAUGGAGCACGAAGACAGAACAAUGAUCCACAGUC
Molecule: messenger RNA, 835 nt
Organism: Verticillium alfalfae VaMs.102
Lineage: Eukaryota; Fungi; Ascomycota; Sordariomycetes; Glomerellales; Plectosphaerellaceae
Exons: 1
Coding region: 78-626 (182 amino acids)
Source: RefSeq, a predicted model, not a curated record